AACAUAACUAGCAGCAGUCUGCGUUAUUUUAGAAACCGCUUGCAAGCCAUCUGCACAUAGAAGCUUUGGGAUUUGGAUCCUCAGAACGAGGUUGUCCCAUCACAUUGGAACAGAACACUAUUGGGACUCUGGCUGCCCCCGGCCCCCCCCAGCACGCGCUGACGCAGACGGGAGGACCGGAGAAUGGCCACCGACACGCUGCCCGAACCGGGCAGGCUGGACCGCAGCGGGAGCUUCUUCAAGCUGAUCGACACGUUCGCCCUGGAGAUCGGAGAACUGAAGCAGGAGAUGGUGCAGACGGCCGCGCCCUCGGAGAGAGGUCCGGACGCCGAGGUGCUGCAGGGGUUGGAGGGAGAGGUGAGCGGCGUGUACCUGCAGUCCCCCCCCUGCACGGGGUCGUCGGGAGCGAGGGAUUCUGGGUACGACUCUCUGCGCAGACGCAUGAGUGUGCUGGACCGGCUGACGCAGACGCACCCCGUCUGGCUGCUGCUGUCGCUUAGCGACGAGGAGGCCGCGCGGAUCCUGCUGCAGAGACCCGCCGGGGAUGUUCUUGGUGAGGAAGUCAUCCAACUGCAGAGGAAGGUGCUGUCCUGCGUGUGGAGGAUGGGUCUGGACCACCAGUCUGUGACUUCCCAGAAGGAGAGCCAGUACACGUUUUCUCUGGAAGGUUCCGGAAUCAGCUUUGCCGAUCUCUUCCGCCUGGUGGCCUUCUACUGCAUCAGCAGGGACGUCCUGCCCUUCACUCUGAGGAUUCCGGAGGCCAUUGCCGCGGCGAAGACCCAGACGGACCUGGAGGAGGUGGCCCAGCUCGGAGCCGGGUUUUGGGACUCCCCCCUGUGUGCCCAGAGGAAGAGUUCGGGGUCUCUGUCCCGCACGGCGGUGCAGGGCAGCGUCCAGCUGAGACGCCAGCCGCCCCCGCCUCCAAAAAGCGCCCCCACGUCCCCUCGGCCCCGCACUCCGUCCCAGUCCAGCGGGGCGCUCUGCUUCGUGAACCCCCUGUUCCUGCAGGCCCACCGCGGCGAGGGGGACCCGGCCGGGGCCUCCCACCUCGGGCCCGAUCCGCCGGGGUCGCCCGUCCCAGCCGCCGUCACCGUCGCCCCCGGCAACGGCAGGAAGCUGCGCUCCCCUCCGCCCCGCCCCCCGCCCCCCCGCACUCUGCCCCGCAGGCCCGCCCCCCCGCCCAAACAGAGGAGCAUGCCGGAGACCACCAGCUGGGCCAGGCACCAGCCCCAAAACCAGCAGCACCAGCCACAACCGCUACAGCACCAGCCACAGCCGCAACGGGGCGUCAUGGGCUCCAAGCUCAGCGGCCACUCCUCCUCCUCCUCCUCCUCCUCUUCCUCCCCGCCCAAAAAGGUGAGCGCGCCCAUCCCCGUGCCCCCGCCCCGCGUGAAGAAGCAGCUGAGCGCCCCGGACCUGGACGGGCACCGCUGCCGCAUCGCGCUGGAGGACCAGACCAUCGAGAAGGCCCUGUCCCGCAGCCGAGCCAAGGUGCUCCGCAGGACCCCUGCCCUGGAGGGGGGCAGCCCCGAGGAGGAGGGCCGGGGCGGCCAGAGGCUGAGCGACAUGAGCAUCUCCACCUCCUCCUCCGACUCGCUGGAUUUCGCCCACUCCUUCCCCCUGCCGGGGCCCAGCCCGCCGCGGGCCAACAGUAGCGACGAGGAAGACGAGGAGGAGGAGGAGGACUACGGCGUGAGCGUGGAGAGCGACCAGGAGGGCCUGCACCCGCCGCCGCGCUCCUUCAAGAAGCGCCACAGCGGGGCGGGCGUGGGCGGCGGGGGCCCGGCCUUCAUCCUGCCGCAGGCCCUCAAGGGCCACUUCCGCAAGAUGAGCGGCGUCUUCAACUCCUUCAUGACGCCGGAGCGGCGGGCGGUGAAGCGCAUCGCCGAGCUGUCGCGGGACAAGGGCUCGUACUUCGGCUGCCUGGUGCAGGACUACGUCAGCUUCCUGCAGGAGAACCGCAGCGGACACACCUCCGGCCUGGACCUCCUGCAGACCCUGCGCCAGUUCAUGACCCAGAUGAAGGCCUACCUCUGCCAGAGCUCCGAGCUCGACCCGCCCAUCGAGUCGCUCAUCCCCGAGGACCAGAUCGACCAGGUCCUGGAGAAGGCCAUGCACAAGUGCGUGCUGAAGCCCCUGAAGGGCGUGGUGGACGCCGCCCUGCAGGACUUCCAGGUGAGCAGCGGGGCGUGGCAGCAGCUGAGGGAGAACCUGGCCCUGGCCAAGGCCAAGCGGCCCCAGGAGCUGGGCGUGGACGGGGCCCUGCCCCCCGACCCCGUCGCCAUCGAGAAGAUCCGCCACAAGUUCCACAACAUGCGCAAGAUGUACUCGCCCGAGAAGAAGGUGUCUCUGCUGCUGCGCGUGUGCAAGCUCAUCUACACCAUCAUGGAGGACAACUCAGGGAGGAUGUACGGGGCGGAUGACUUCCUGCCGAUGCUUACCUAUGUCCUGGCGCAGUGCGACAUGCCCCAGCUGGACGCUGAGAUACAGUACAUGAUGGAGCUGCUCGACCCGUCUCUGCUGCACGGAGAAGGUGGGUACUACCUGACGAGCGCGUACGGUGCCAUGUCGCUGAUAAAGAACUUCCAGGAGGAGCAGGCCGCCCGCGUGCUGAGCUCGGAGGCCAGGAACACGCUGCACCAGUGGCACCGGCGACGCACCGCGCAGCGAAACAUCCCCUCGGUCGACGACUUCCAGAACUACCUGCGCGUGGCUCUACAGGAGGUGGACAGUGGCUGCACAGCUAAGACCCUGCUGGUGCAGCCCUACUCCACCACGGAGGAGGUGUGUCUGACCUGUGCCCACAAGUUCAAGGUGGCCGACCCGGAGAACCACGCCCUGUUCCUCCUGACGGAGGGGACGAGCCAGCAGCUGGCCCCCGACACGCACCCGCAGAAGAUCAAAGCCGAGAUCCACAGCCGACCGCACUCCCAGCCCUUCCACUUCGUCUACCGCAGGGUCGCCAACCUCAACCUGAACACGACCGCCGACCAGCAGAACGGCAACCUCCUUCCCAACUGACGCGCAGAACGCUUA
Molecule: messenger RNA, 3036 nt
Organism: Conger conger (European conger)
Lineage: Eukaryota; Metazoa; Chordata; Actinopteri; Anguilliformes; Congridae
Product: ras and Rab interactor 2-like
Biological process (GO): vesicle-mediated transport; signal transduction
Cellular component (GO): endocytic vesicle; cytosol
Molecular function (GO): guanyl-nucleotide exchange factor activity; small GTPase binding
Source: RefSeq, a predicted model, not a curated record